Messenger RNA from Meloidogyne enterolobii, 275 nucleotides. Lineage: Eukaryota; Metazoa; Nematoda; Chromadorea; Rhabditida; Meloidogynidae. The record is from the annotation of a GenBank genome assembly.
UUCAUAAAUUUCCCCGAAAAUUCUCCCCAAUAAUUUAAAAAAAAAGUUUAAAAAAAUUCCCAAAAAAUUUCCCAAAAUUUCUCCCAAAAAUGUUUCCCUUCUUUCAUUCCCUUUUAAUUAUUUUUUUACUUUUUAAUUUUAUUUUAAUUAAAUUUGGCUGUCUUUCUUCAAAAAGUUUUGUCAUUCUAAGAGAUGAAAAUGAAAUUACAGAUAAUGAGAAAAUAAAAGGUUUAAAAAACCGAAAAAAUUUUCAAAAAAAAUCCCCAAAUUUUUAA